AUGUCAGACCGGUCCGAAGUGGAGUCUGCGCAACGCAAGCCUCCGGAACAAAAGCGCUCAAGUAGGACGAGAGAUUCAGACAUGUCUCCAGAAGUCAAAUUCGAAACUGCUUCGGGUGGAAAGUCUGAUGUUUCCGGUCCUUCUGAGCCGAUGGGAAAGAUUGGUAGAGGAGAGAUCAGUAUCCGGAAGGCAGAGAUGGAGAACGACAUCCAAUUCAAUAUCGACGAGGAACUAGAUUGGGUUUAUCCUUCUGAAGGUGAGGAGGAGCUUGAUGAUAUCAACCCGUAUGAUUACAAAAAAGACACUGCGAUUAGCAGACAUCCACUUAUCGGCUUCAUGUUCAUGGGCCUACCUCCAUGGACCGAGUGGCCCGCAUCUCUUCAAGCUUUACUCUGGAGGCAUAUGCACGAUUAUGACAUAUACACUCUCAGACCAUCCGAAGAACAGGUCAACGGUGUCGUCGAAAUGUUUUAUUCUCGUCUCAGAAUGAAAUGUUCAUAUGAACAGAACUCAAUUGUUGUUAAAUGGACGAAAAAGAAAAUGGCAGCGUCAUUUAGGAGUCUGCAAAAGACAGGUUUGCUUGAUCGAGUUAGCACACGUGGAUACAAACGAGCUCCAAAGUUUGAUGUCGAGUUGAAAGAACGACGCAAACAAUGGUUGGCCUCUCGCUCUCGAGAGGAGAGGAAAGCUAAACCAUCGAUCAAGACCGACCGGGACACUGCGAACUUUCUGGAAAGCCAGGAUGCUCCUGCUAGCAAACGCCAAAAGAUUUCCCACGCCCCAGAUAUACCUCACGGUGAAUCACCGACCUCUCCGGCAUCUGCUUCUCAGCCCCCACCUCCGAAGAUCAAAAUUGAAGACAUUGACGAUACGCCACUCAGUAGCCUACCGGUCCAGAAGUACAAGCUCCGUGAGCGAUUUCAACCACUGAUACCUUCUAAAUUGUCAUCCCCUAGAAACUCAGUGGCUGGUUCAAGGACGGUUGGAGCACCACCGACAAUGGGGCCAAUGGGGCCAAGACCCUGGGCCGGAAUAACUUUCUUAUCGAAUGGAAUUUCACCUGCUUCUAAUGCUUCAGUAGCUCCACAGGAGGCGGAGCAUCGAGGAAACAGUGUUGCCUCAACAUCAAAUGCGGCCCAAGUCUCUUCUUCACAACUCGAAGCAGACAACCCGGCUCAGGAGCAACAUGCCCUUCUAAUAGAGAACACGGGGUUAUCAUCGAGCACCACCGAGUUCGAAGGUCCUCAUUCGCAAUAUAAGCCACUUACCCAGCAACACAGCAUUGCUGCGGCUCAAUUGCCGGACAAUUCUGUGGUCGCCACUUCGAAGCAACAUGAUGGCCAAACUAUUCAGAACAAGAAUGCUAUUCCGGGACAGAGUAUCGAUGAUUCCUCGCCAAAUCUUUCGCUCGCUCCCGGAUCCGUGGAUCGUGGCCGUCCGCGGUUGUACCCUGAUGCAGAAGCACGACCACAGGCACUCCCGGAGGGAACGGGAAUGAAAUCAGGGGAAAUUAUUAAUUCGGUCCCAGUCAAUAAUGAUCCCGUCCUCUGCGAGUUUGUCCCGCCUGGCCCCGUAGAUGCGCCAUUGCCGAAAGUUCGUUUCAUUGUCCAGAAGGUCAGCGGAGCACUCGACUAUUCCAACCCACUCCCCUCAAUUAGGGACACCAUGGUCAGCGGGCUCUUCGAAAUGUACUCUCGGCGCUCUGGGUAUACGCCACAAAGUCUUCCCAGCGUCACGUUCGAUGUAUUGUUUGCCGGUCGCUCCAAGCUUGUUCUUCAUAGGUCGGACACUGAAGCCGGCUGGCAAAGUGUAAAGAGAUCGAUCAGUUGCAUGUUUGCAGAUGCCAGGGUAGACAAGCCCGUUGGAUACAUUUUUGAUGUCUGGGUCAAGGCGGGGGACCAUUCUAAUGCUCGGCUUGUGGACAAUGAUGAAUUUGCGGGCCUGUGA
Drepanopeziza brunnea f. sp. 'multigermtubi' MB_m1 is the source of this 1947-nucleotide messenger RNA. The record is from RefSeq and is a predicted model, not a curated record. Lineage: Eukaryota; Fungi; Ascomycota; Leotiomycetes; Helotiales; Drepanopezizaceae.